CUCGUCUCUGUGUACGGAGUAGGUGGGCAUUAUGACCUAUAUCAAUGCCCCCAACACACAAAUACUUCGUUCAACGCCGCGCCGGCUUGGGCUGAGACCACAAAGGGCCGGGGCGUGACAGCGAGGUUUAGUGUCGGGUCCAACUGCCAUGGUUUGAUUGUACUGCCGCUUCUUCGCGACCGCCAUCGCCCAGUUCCCAAGUCUCUCUCUGCCUACAUACAGUACACACAUACCUGCCAGCAGAGCAGCCACCCGCGACGCGACCAACCCUCCGACCUGGUCGCAACACAUCGCACGCAAAUGGAAAGAAACCACCGCCCUUAUCCUCACCACCACCCAGCGCCGCAGCAGACGCUCAGGCUAGCAUGACUGUGGCGCGCCGCCGCGACAACAGGUCAACAUGGUCUUCUCCGCCCUGCUGCACUCCGCCCCUGCGCGGCCCGGCAAAAAGCGCACCAUGAGCACAUCCUCGGCACAGAGUGACACCACCCCCGAGUACAUCUGCGACGACUCUCAGCUCGCCGCCUGCCCGCACGAUGACGAGGCCCCCGACCUGCGAGACCUGAACCGCAGUCUGGAGGCCCUUGCCGUGGUCUUCCCAGACGUCCAGGUCGAGGUGUUUCGCGAGAUGCUGUCCAGCUUCUCCGAGGAGUCCAGGCUGGCAGUUGUCGCUGACGCCUUGCUCAAAAACCGCGUCGGAUGGGUCAAAGGCCGCUGGAGGCAGCUCCAGACCAAGGCAGACGUCGCUGCUUUGGUCCCCAGGUCCGAGAGAUUUAAGAGCCCCGAAUAUAUAGCUGCCGCCAAAGAUCUGGCCUGGCACGAGUUCAAGGGGCUGCCUCGCUCCACCAUCAACGCUGUGCUCGCAGAGUCCAACUAUUCUUACCUGGCCGCGAGGAAGACCUUGGUCGACCUCUCCCAAAAAUCGUGGAGAUUUACGCUGUCAUCACUCCUGUUAUACAGACGAAAAACCGUCUCGUCCGCCGACACGGGGAACCACCCGUUGGUCAUAUGGAAAUCGACUGGCCAGGGAUCCAUCGUGCCGACACUGAAGUCUACGGGCAAUACAGAGCUCGACCGGGAGUUGUUCGACGAACUGAUCACUCCGCUCAGGAUAUCCGCGAGGGAGAAGACGGAAGAGAAGGACCUGGAGAUGGCUGCGGCCAUGAACCUAGACGAGGCCGAGAGGGAGAACCAGACCCACGAGUGCUGCUGCUGCUUCACCGCCGGCUCAUUCGAGGACUUCACCACCUGCAACGCCAACGGGCACAUGAUAUGUCGCAGAUGCGUCCAGCUCUCGGUCACGGAGGCAGUCUUCGGCCAGAGCUGGGCCAAGACCAUCGAGCCGCAGACCGGCACCCUCAGAUGUCCGGCGAUGCCCGAGAACGCCAGCUCGGACUCGUGCGACAGCUGCAUCUCGCUUGACCAGGUGCAGAGGGCGGUGCUUGGCGUCAAGAAGGGUGCCGAGAUUAUGCGCAAGUUCGACCAGAGGCUGGCCGAGUACAGUCUCCAAGCCUCUGGGCUUCCCCUCGCACGAUGUCCAUUCUGCAACUACGCCGAGGUGGACGACGUGUACUUCCAGUCGCGGGAAUUCCCUCCCUGCUUCGGGGCUGAAGGGCCGAGGAACAGCCUCUUGCGGGCGUUAGAAAUCAUUGCGGGGUUCCCAUUCCUCGUGAUCCUGGGCCUAGUCUACCUGUUCAUUUGUCUGCUGGCAGCGAUGGAGCUGCCGUUCGGCAAGAGAGUAGUCGGGGAGUUCAACGCGGCGCUCAAGCGCCACAGCCGACGCUCGCGCGGCCUCAAGUUCACCUGCCAAUCACCGGACUGCGGGCGCAGCUCCUGCCUCGACUGUGAAAAGGAGUGGGUCGACAUCCACGUAUGCAAUGAGUCCAGUCUCAUCGCCCUCCGCACCCAGGUGGAGCAGGCGAUGAGCAUGGCUCUGAAGCGUGUGUGUCCCAAGUGCAACACCUCAUUCGUCAAGACGCAAGGGUGCAACAAGAUGACAUGUCCGUGUGGCUACAAGAUGUGCUACGUCUGCCGCAAGGACAUCACCGGCAAGGAAGGCAGUGACGCGGGCUACCAGCACUACUGUCAGCACUUUAGGCCCCAGGGCGACGGGAGGCCUUGCAACCUGUGCAACAAGUGCAACCUCUGGCAGAAGGAGGACGAGGAUGGUGUCGUGCAAAAGGCCAAGGAGGAGGCCGAGCGCAAGUGGGCUGAGGUCGAGCACCGCAAGCUGAGCGGUGCCGAGCAGGCCUAUCUUGAGACUGGAAUUGCCAUCACAAACCGGACCGUCGAGGCGGCCCUGACCAACGGGAGGGUGCCCACGGUAGCGGAGGUGUGCGACGUGGUCGUGGGCUUGCUCUUCGGGCACUAGGAACGGCUACGUUUAUUACGCAGUGGCCGAAGAGGCCAUAAUUACGACACGACAUCACAAUAGCAGCCAGACGAGGGCUGCAACCGCACACACGGGGUUCAUCAACGGACAGCACACGUUUGUGAGCAAUAGCAUUUCUAGCGUCCAGGCAGGUUUUGGCGAAGGGUCCAAGAGGGUGUAUUUUUGUUUUAAAGGGAGUCUGGCGUUUCGGGCGUCGGUAGCUGGAAUCGGUCCGUCCGGGAAGGAAAAGAAGUGCGGCAAGAGCUGACAGGUUCUUGUGAAUACAUUAUCAUACAUAAUAGAAAUGAGAUGGGGUGCGAAUCUCCGAUGUCAUAGAAAUCUACCUGCUGAAGCCGAGCUUGCCAUGCUCACCGGUGGUUUGCCAUGUGCGCGUUGCCCGUUUUGGGGCGGGCCUCGGCUGGCAAGAGACGGGUGCUCACCGACUGCUCGAGAUAUGUACGAGAUGGAAUCGAAGAGGUGGUGAGAGGACGAUCCCCACUAUUCUCAUCCCCCGUCGCCAACGUGGGUGACACGAGGUUUCACCAGGUCGAGGUCCGAAGCGGGCAGAGGGGCACGAUGGCUGAUGCGCCAAGCCUGCUCUGCUGACCAGAAGCGAUGGGGAGGUGAGGGGGUUGGUGCCUGGUCACCACUGUCGGAUGGAGUCGAUCACUGCGUCGGUGAGUGAGUGAAUGGGUGCGUGAGUGCGUGAGGGAG
Messenger RNA from Diaporthe batatas, 3085 nucleotides. RefSeq lists its product as uncharacterized. Bases 401 to 2371 code for a protein of 656 amino acids. The transcript has a single exon. NCBI's taxonomy places the organism in Eukaryota, Fungi, Ascomycota, Sordariomycetes, Diaporthales, Diaporthaceae. The record is from RefSeq and is a predicted model, not a curated record.